AUGGCGCUCGAAGCACUGCGCUUGGGGCUGUUGCUCCUGGUCUGCUGGGACUCGGCAGCCUCUUUGAACACUCAGUUUGCUCACCCUUCAGAAUACAGAACACCAAACUGCGAUCAGUAUGAAUUACCAGGAUGUCCCAGGGACUUUAACCCCGUGUGUGGAAGCGACAUGUCCACGUAUCCCAAUGAAUGUACUCUGUGCAUGAAAAUCAGGGAAGAUGGUCAUGAUAUUAAAAUAAUCCGAAGUGAACCAUGCUGA
Messenger RNA from Mesoplodon densirostris (Blainville's beaked whale), 258 nucleotides. RefSeq names its product serine peptidase inhibitor Kazal type 2 (gene SPINK2). NCBI's taxonomy places the organism in Eukaryota, Metazoa, Chordata, Mammalia, Artiodactyla, Ziphiidae. Gene Ontology annotation, molecular function: protein binding; serine-type endopeptidase inhibitor activity. The transcript is spliced from 4 exons. Gene Ontology annotation, biological process: negative regulation of serine-type endopeptidase activity; spermatid development. The record is from RefSeq and is a predicted model, not a curated record. Bases 1 to 258 code for a protein of 85 amino acids.